Molecule: messenger RNA, 1164 nt
Organism: Fraxinus pennsylvanica
Lineage: Eukaryota; Viridiplantae; Streptophyta; Magnoliopsida; Lamiales; Oleaceae
Source: the annotation of a GenBank genome assembly
AUGAUAGCGUUGGAAGACGUUUACAAGAUAGUAGUGGCGAUGGUGCCGCUGUACGCAGCUCUGGCAUUAGGCUAUGGCUCUUUAAAAUGGUGGCAUAUGUUUAAACCAGACCAUUGUGAUGCUAUAAACCGCUUCAAUUGCUAUUUCAUAAUGCCAUUUUUCACCUUCGAGUUCAUAUCUCAUGUCAAUCCUUAUAAGAUGAAUUAUCUCUUCCUUGCCGCAGACGUUAUAUCUAAAGCCCUCGUCGGCAUAGUGUUAGCUCUGUGGGCUAAUUUAAGUAGCAAAGGGUCGUAUGAUUGGUCUGUAACAUGCUUCUCUUUAUCAAGUUUGAAUAACACUCUUGUCGUAGGAGUUCCACUAUUGAAAGCCAUGUACGAUGAAAUGGGAGCUAAUCUUGUUAUACAGUCGUCAGUUAUCCAGUGUCUCUUGUGGUUCCCUACGCUAUUAUUCUUGCUCGAAUUCAGACGUACGAGGAGCGAUACAUCGGUAAUCUCGACCGUACAUGAAUUGUCAUCGAUAGAAAUGGGGAGCAAUGAUGAUAUUGUGGAAGAGAGAAUGGAUUCUACUGCGAGUAGAACACCACCAUCUUUCUUAUCGUUGAUGAAGACUGUGUGGAGUAAACUUGCGAAGAAUCCAAAUUCUUACGCAUGUUUUAUUGGCAUCAUUUGGGCCCUUUUAGCUAACAGGUGGCAUUUACAAAUGCCCUCCAUUCUUGAAGGCUCAAUAUUGAUAAUGUCAAGGGCUGGGGGUGGCGUUGCCAUGUUCAACAUGGGACUUUUUAUGGCAUUGCAAGAGAAAGUGAUAGCUUCCGGUGUUCGUCUAACGUUAUUGGGUAUGGUAUUGAGGUUCGUCGUUGGACCAAUUAGUAUGGCUAUUGGUUGUUUUGCGUUACGUCUCCACAUUGACGUCUUUCGUAUAGCAAUCAUCGGGGCUGCAUUGCCACAAGCGAUCGCGUCGUUUGUUUUUGCUCAAGAGUAUGGAUUGCACUCACAAUUACUUAGUACUGCGGUAAUUUUUGGCACUACAAUAUCACUUCCUCUCUUAAUUGGCUAUUACGCCAUUUUAGAUAAAUUUCAUCAGCUGGAAUUCUUGCUUUCUGAGAAUCUGAGGGAAUUCCUUUCUGAGAAUCUGAGACCUCAAGACCUGAAUAUAAUCAGAUCCUAG